AUGACGGCAAAACGCACAUACAGUACUAAUAGCAGUCAGACCUGGGAUGAACCAAACUACGUUGCCCCUCGUGUCCCCGAUACAUGGCAGCGCUCCCCCAGGACAGACACAGACAAUAGGAUUCAUAGGCCGUACGUCCCCAGGGCAACUUCCGCCCCUAGCUUUGAGCAACCGCAAGGGAGCGAAAAGUAUUCUUCCCGCCACCAUGAAUACUCGGUAUUGCAACAACACUGCAUAUACUGGGAUAGGGAUGAAGAUGGCAUUAUCUGGCCCAGGGAUACAUGGGUCGGGUUUCGCGACUUAGGUUUCAACAUGCUGCUCGCUACGACCUACGUCCCAGACCCGUUUUUUCGCAUUCACAUAGACUACAUUCAUAAAGACAAGCACGGCUCAGACUCUGGCGUUUUCGAUUCGUAUGGGCGAUUCAUCCCUUCCAGAUUUGAAGACAUCUGGUCCCAGUACACUCGCCGCAGCAGAGCAGAGCCACCCCGCACGAGCUUGACGUUGAGCGAGUUGUGGGAGUUUCUAAAAGGAAAUCGGGUUGCGGUAGACCCGUUCGGUUGGGUAGCCGCCGCUUUGGAGUGGCUCACGACCUUCUUGCUCGUCCAGCAGCGAGGCGAAGUGGAGAAGGAAGACGUGCGAAAAAUCUUGGACGGUUCCCUGUUCUUUGAGAUUAGGGAGGCUAGGAAAUCGAAGGGAGGAUGGAACAAGGGCUGGGGACUCGGAGGCGAUGGGUUUAUCGGCGGGGAAAAGGUGUGGUAUAUUGGAUUGUAG
Molecule: messenger RNA, 774 nt
Organism: Pisolithus orientalis
Lineage: Eukaryota; Fungi; Basidiomycota; Agaricomycetes; Boletales; Pisolithaceae
Product: Caleosin related protein-domain-containing protein
Exons: 4
Coding region: 1-774 (257 amino acids)
Molecular function (GO): calcium ion binding; monooxygenase activity
Source: RefSeq, a predicted model, not a curated record